AUGGCCGGCGGCGGCGGCGGCGGCAACGGCGGGGGCCUGGCGUCGGGGCCGUGCGCGGGCGGGGCCGCGGCGGGGCCGUCGUCGUGGACGCGGUCGCUGGAGCGCGCGCUGGAGGAGGCGGCGGCCAGCGGCGCCCUCAGCCUCAGCGGCAGGAAGCUGCGGGACUACCCGCGGGGCAGCGCCGCCGGACACGACCUCAGCGACACCACGCAGGCCGAUUUAUCACGGAAUAGACUCUCAGAGCUGCCACCCGAAGCGUGUCUCUUUGUGUCCCUUGAAAGCCUUAACUUGUACCAGAAUUGUAUUCGCUAUAUUCCAGAAGCCAUCCUGAACUUGCAGUCUUUAACGUUUCUGAAUAUCAGCCGGAAUCAGCUCUCAACGUUGCCAGUUCACUUGUGCAGCCUUCCCUUGAAAGUGUUGAUAGCAAGCAAUAAUAAACUCGUUUCACUACCUGAAGAAAUCGGAAACCUCAGACACCUCAUGGAGCUGGAUGUAAGCUGUAAUGAAAUACAGACGAUUCCACCUCAGAUUGGCAAUUUGGAUUCCCUGCGGGACCUAAAUAUCAGAAGAAAUCAUUUGGUGCACUUACCCGAGGAGCUUGCCGAGCUGCCGUUGAUUCGGUUAGAUUUCUCCUGCAAUAAAAUCACCACAAUCCCUGUUUGCUACCGGAACCUCAGGCACUUACAGACAAUCACGUUAGAUAACAACCCGCUGCAAUCACCCCCUGCACAGAUAUGUAUAAAAGGAAAAGUCCACAUAUUUAAAUACCUGAAUAUGGAAGCGUGCAAAGUAGCGCCAGACCUUCCAGAUUACGAAAGGCGGCCGAUGGGGUUUGGUUCUUGCCAUGAGGAACUGUACUCCAGCCGGCCGUACGGAGCGUUGGAUUCUGGCUUCAAUAGUGUGGAUAGCGGAGACAAGAGGUGGUCAGGAAACGAGCCCACGGAUGAAUUUUCUGACCUUCCUCUUCGAGUGGCGGAAAUCACCAAAGAGCAGCGACUACGGAGAGAGAGCCAGUACCAGGAAAACAGAGGGAGUGUGGUUGUCACCAAUGGGGGAGUGGAACAUGACCUGGAUCAGAUUGACUUUAUCGACAGUUGUGUCACUGAAGAGGAGGAGGAAGAGGCGAGGCAGGCCAAAUGCACGGAGCCAGACAGCCUCAGCUCGCAGUUCAUGGCGUAUAUUGAACGACGCAUCUCGCAUGAGGGCUCACCGGUCAAACAGGCGCCCGCCCGCGAAUGUCAUAGGACAGAAGAAGCAAGAAGAUACUUGCACCACAAUAGAGAUGCAGAUGAGUUAAGGCGACCCGAAAGUCUAAGCUUGACGCAUGAUAGAGAGCGGCAGCAAGUUCUGAGGGGCUGCAUGGACCGGGCAGAAAGGGGCUCCAGCGACUUCUCUUGCCUCACAUCCCUGCCAAAUGCCCAUAAUCAGGUCUCUCACUCGGAUGCAGACUUGCACAGAAGGCGCGAGCCUUUAUUGGAGCGUACCCGCAGGGAAGCCCAGCUGGCUGUUCUGCAGUUUGAGGAAGAGAAGAUGAGGACGAAGCAGAUCCAAAGGGAAGCUGUCCUGGACUUUGUCAAACAAAAGGCAUCCCAGAGUUCUCAGAAGCAAAGCCCCCUGGAUAGUGAGUGUCCCUUUCCAUCCAGAAGGUCCCACCACACUGAUGAUAGUGCCUUGCUGGUGGGUGACGACAGGUCAAUCUCUCCAAAUUCACCUACUACUCAAACAGUUCACCUUUCUGCUCCGUAUCCUGGCCCUGCUGCUGCCACCACUGCUCCGUCCUACCGAAAUCCUGCCCAGCGUCCUCAGAGCUUCCUUUUCCGAAAUUCUGCGAGGGAUGACGUGAGCAAAGCUGCCGCCCCCUCGCCGCCUCCUGCCCCUGCUCCUGCUAACAGUGCCAAAGACUGUAGCGAGAACCAUAAUUCCAAGCUGCUGGAAGAAGAGGUGGAGCUGGUAGAGCAGCUGAGAAAAAACAUUGAGUCACGGUUGAAAGUGUCUUUGCCUAGUGAUCUCGGAGCAGCGCUGACGGAUGGGGUGGUGCUCUGUCAUUUAGCCAAUCAUGUCCGGCCUCGUUCCGUUCCUAGUAUUCAUGUCCCCUCGCCAGCUGUUCCUAAAUUAACGAUGGCAAAGUGUAGGCGGAAUGUGGAAAAUUUCCUGGAAGCUUGCCGAAAGAUUGGUGUGCCUCAGGACAAUCUCUGUUCCCCUUCUGACAUUCUCCAGCUAAACCUCAGCGUUAAAAGGACAGUAGAAUCUCUCCUUUCUCUGGGGGCAGAUGCAGAAGAAGCCACUCUGACCUCCCUUUCCGCCCAGAUUUGCGGCUUUGCGGCAUUUUACUGCGCUCUCAUGCUAACGCUCUGCGUGUUCUAUCGCUGGGUCUUUUUCCUCUAGCUGACGCGCAGGGGUGCUUCUGACUCACUCCAGCUCUUCCAAGUGGUCGGUAAAUGGUCUGUGUUCCAGUGGGGGAUUUUGUGUAUGUCUGUUCUCACAGAUUCCACCGGCAGCCCACUUGCGCCAUGCGGAAAGGGCUCUGUGGAAAACCCGUUUGCUGAAAAUGACCCCACGCUUGCUGUUCACUGAGUAAUUCCCAAGGGUCUAUAAUGCUUUGUGAUUUCAAACAAAAAAACCACAACAGCCCUUUAUUGUGGUGCUGGAAUAAUUUAGCCAAUUUUUUUUAAAAAUGGAGUUAUUUAAUUGCACAGUUUAGGGUAUUUUUGUAGAACAGGAAAUCUGCCUUUGCCCCUCCUUAGUGUGAGAGGGGUAGGGACAUUAGUGUGGGUAAUGGGAUAGUUAGCGGUGGAGGAGAGAUCAGGGGCAGCUAGGAAGUGGCAUCAACAAAGCAAACUCUGCUUUCUGGACCGUAAGCCUUCCCACGUAUUAGGCCUCCUCUGAGUUUCUUCCAAAUGCAACAGUCUGGUGCUGCUUCAAGUUUUCUCCGCAGUCGCUAGAGACAAAAAACGGAGAUCGCUCAGGGUUCUUCCGAGACCUCGAGCACAUGCCCCGGGGCUGGGGGGUGGGGCUUAUUUUGCACAGACUAUAGAGCCAUCCUUGCCAUCUUGAUUCAAAAGACACUUCCGUGCCUCCUGAGCACCAUCCUGCCGUCCUCGCAAAGCAGGCUGUGUCGCCUGGCACACAGUGAAAGCGCAGUUUGCCGGAAGCCAAGCAGAGGAUGAUCGAGUGGCUUUCCUCAGGGCAUUCCGCUGCCUAGUCAAGCAGCCCUCUGUAUUCAGAGGAGGCUUUUCCUCUUCUCGUGGCUUUUCCGAACGUGGCUGAGGAAAGCCCAUGCUGUCCUUCGAUGUUGCCUCGGUCCUGGCAGCAGGAGGGUCUGCCUUGAGUCUUAGCGUUGCUUCCAGCAACUGGGGAUGAUUCCUCUUUGCCCACCUGCAAACUGGGCAGCUGUCCAUAUUUGCACAGAUGUGCCGGUGCUGUGGAUAUAGUUUCUGUUCGCCGUUAAGAUUCGCUCACGAGAUCACUCAAGCCGUAAGGAACUGGAGACCACAUCCCUUGUCUUCAGUGUCUUCGGUGUACUUCUUGACCUGGUUUUUUUCUUCUUUCGUAUCUUCUCAUGAGUCCUUUUGCUUCUCAAUAGUCACAGCCUCUUGAGGAGUUCCGCACCUGAUGUAGAAACCACGUCCCCUCUGCCCACCGUUUAUGCAUUGUUUGUUGUUUGUUUUCUGUUGACAAAAUUAUGCAAAUCAAAUAUGCACAUGUGUAGCAGCCUACGGAAAACUGGACAGCUGCCAUUACGUGGCUCUGGAACGUUUUCUGAGUGGAAGAAAAGUAGACUUGGUACAUCCAGCAUGUUCACGUGUCGGGAAAAUCCCUGAAUCCCAGCCUCUGGAAGUCCCUGGCUUCUGGGUCCUGUUUCGCACACUCAGGAGACUUGAGAGUGCAGUGCAGCGCAGAGCUCUGGUUAGAAUGGCCUGCGGCCCUUCUGAGCGCAGUGAUGAACUCCUGCUUUAAGUCUGCAUCAAAUCACUUCCGGGUGACAGAAAACGAGCCGAGCAGAAAAGGGGGCUCUUUCCCUCCUGCUUUGCUUUCGAUGCUGGUUGAUUUGCAGGGUGUUUUCAACACAAAGGAACGCUCAACACGGAAUCCUCCGCUCAAGGAGGGGUGCAGCAGGCCCUUCUGCCGCCUCGUAAAGCAGCCCAGAGAUUUUGCCAGGCUCAUUUUUUUCCCCUCUCCAACUGAUUUUUGCUGCCAUGAGAGCUAGAAACUAGAAACCAGUUUCAAACUGAGACUAAGAAUCUCCAGGUGCUGAAUUCUUCUGAAACCAAAUCCCCCUUCCUAGCGAGAGGGUGAUCGGUCGCUUGUUCAUGAUGCUCACAGCCCUACCUAAGAGUACGUGAAGGGCUUUUAACACCAAGGUGAAUGUCUGUUGGCAGGUUUAGGAAACAGCCUCUUCGUUGGCGGCUGGGGGAGGACCGUUUGCAUCCAGCCUUCUCUUGAGACUUUUUGCCUUGCAGAACGGCAGUUAUAUAUUUCCUUACUUGCCUCUUCUCUCCAGUCUUCCUUCCCCGUGGGGACCCAAAGCAU
Messenger RNA from Sphaerodactylus townsendi, 4530 nucleotides. RefSeq names its product leucine rich repeats and calponin homology domain containing 3 (gene LRCH3). The record is from RefSeq and is a predicted model, not a curated record. NCBI's taxonomy places the organism in Eukaryota, Metazoa, Chordata, Lepidosauria, Squamata, Sphaerodactylidae. Gene Ontology annotation, molecular function: protein binding. The transcript has 21 exons. The coding region runs from base 1 to 2385 and encodes 794 amino acids.